Molecule: messenger RNA, 2736 nt
Organism: Trichoderma aggressivum f. europaeum
Lineage: Eukaryota; Fungi; Ascomycota; Sordariomycetes; Hypocreales; Hypocreaceae
Exons: 2
Coding region: 1-2736 (911 amino acids)
Source: RefSeq, a predicted model, not a curated record
AUGCCUGUCGUGCAAGGUAGCGAGAGGAACCGGUUUGGCUUUUCUCCUCCUGCUACGCCUCUACCAGCAGCCACACAGCCCGACGCUGAGAUAGCAUCUACCAAUCAUAAUUCAUUAUCACCGAACUCGACGAAUGAGCAUCAUGAAGAUGUUCAAAAUGCGUAUCGUUAUUCACCAUUAUUAGGCCAUCGGCAUAUUCGGUUGCUUCGUCUGCUACCGGACCGGAAUGAGAAUGCCCCUCUCCAUUCUCAGCUCUUCGAUUAUCCUAUGUUGGAGUUGGGCGAUGGACCACAUAUGUACGAGGCGUUAUCAUAUGUGUGGGGGAGCUCACAAAGACCGCAUAUCCUCUAUAUUGAUGAAAAGAGCCUGCCAAUCACCGCAAACCUCUAUGAGGUACUCUUACGUCUCCGAGAUAAAAUGAUUGAGCGGAUAUUAUGGAUAGACGCAGUUUGCAUUGACCAGACGAGUAUCGAAGAGCGAGGAGAACAAAUUCAGUAUAUGGCAGAGAUCUACUCCAAAGCGAAUCGUGUCAUCGUGUGGCUGGGUGAAGCAGCCGAUAAUAGCGACCAGGCUUUGAAGAGCAUACGACUAGCAGCAGAUGAAGAAUGCCAAUCGUUCCAGAAGGAUACGGACCAACAGGCGGUUCUAGCUCUAUUGGAGCGGCCAUGGUUUCGACGAAUAUGGGUUCUUCAAGAGGUCGCUGCUGCUCAGCACAUUGUCAUGAUGUGCGGCUCUAUAAGGAUUGAUGGAUACGCUUUUUGCUUAGGCCUACCGUCACUUCUUAAGCAUGAAGACAUCCCGAGCCAUAUACGAUCUGUAACGUAUCUUAUGAGAGGCUGCAUAUUUCGCCCAAAGUAUAGCGUGAAUUCAUUGGGUGGUAUAUCUUUAGAUAUACGCCCUCUAGGCGCGCUGAUAGAUAUGUACCACACGCACGAGGCCACUGAGCGCCAUGACAAAAUAUUUGCUCUGCUGGGAAUGAGUUCUAAUGAUCCGACCAACCACGGGUUAUUGCCCAACUACAAAACGCCAUGGGAUGAGCUUAUGGCACAACUUGUCAGAUUCAUACUAGGCGAACGGGUAUUCAUCAAAUCAUGGAUGCAGCAGCAGGCAGCUGUAGUAUUCGCGAAAGGAUGUGUUAUUGGCAUCGUCUCCUCGAUUCAAAUAGCACAUGACGAUUCUCACGGAGAUAGGCAGCACGUCAGAUUGAAGAUAAGGGACGUCCCUGGACCAUCAUGGACCGUCCAAGUGGCGGGGAAGCCAAUAGAGGCUGGUGACCUCGUGUGCCACUUACUUGGAGCCACAAAACCUAUGGUCAUUAGACCACGCCAUGACAAUUUUACAAUCAUUCUCGUUGAGUUUACUCCUCCCACAGAUGACAGAAUGGACAAAAUGGACCUGGAGCAGCUAGAACGGCCAGAGAGUUCCUCUGUACAUGAUUUUCUACUUGUAUGGGAUUGGAAUAGUUCCAAUGAGGAGACAACAAGUCAAGAUUACGAAUCAUGGAUGGCGAGUCGAGUACCCGAGAACUUUUACGCAGAAGACGAAUCGAAAAAUUAUCCCGACAAACAAAUACGACUGGAGAAUGUGGCUCUGAUUAUGAGUGAUGCGGGGAGCAACGACAAAACUAUAAUCAACACUCUUCAAGGCAUGAAGAAUGCUUACGCAAGAGACUUUGGAGAAGCGGACCGACGAACACUCAUGUGUAUGAGCAAACUUGCCUUGAUGUACGGAAGAACAGGCCAUCUAUGGGAAGCCGAGAGCGAGUUUUGGCGAAUGUUCUGGACGAGGAUGAACUUGCAGGAAAGACGCGAAGAUAUCGUCAGAGAGGUGACCGACUUUGUGGCAAUGUGCAAAAGCCAUGGCCAUUUUCUCGGGGCGAAGAAUUUCGGCAAAGUAGCCAGCUUGGUAGAAAUGGCUGGGCGGUAUCCCUUGAUGGGAGACAAAGAUUUUGCCGUUCUUCUGGCCCAAGCAAGCUUGAGAGACGUUGAAGUCACAGAGAAAUCUGUCAUUGCUGCAGAGAAAAAGUUCAAAAGUGAAGCUAAAGUUGACCAGACACCGGGCCGAAAAAAGUAUACUCCUCCGCCGAUGGAAGUUUUGCUUUUAAGGGCAAUAAAUAAGGAGAAUAUCGAAGCAACGUACCUUUUACUCUGCCAAGAGAAAGUCCAAGUUACAGAAAAAAUACUUUUGUCGGCAGUGGAGAACGACGACAGCUCAGUACUAUGGUGUUUACUUGGGAGAGAGAAAGACGAGAUACAGAUUACAGAGAAGGUAGUCAUGGAAGCAACGAGGAGGGGCAAUGAGUCGGUAUUGCAGUAUCUUCUCGAGAGACAUGGAGACAGGAUUCGCCUUACGGAAGAAGUGGUCAUCGCUGCGGCCGAGAAUCGAGAACGCUCCGUGCUAGUCUAUCUCCUUGGAAGAUGGAAGGACAGGGUCCAGAUCACACCCAGAGUUGCCGUCGCAGCGGCAGAAAACGGACAGUUUCCGGCGUUAAAAAUCCUACUGCAAGCAGAAGGAAUCGAGUUUGAGGUUACAAACGAGGUGGUUGUAGCAGCGGCAAGAAACAGGGAAAAGUCGGUGCUAGUCACUCUAUUCAAGGAAAGGGGCUACGAAAUCCGAUUGACAAGGGAGACUCUUGAGGCGGCAAAGGGCAAUGGCAAUAUUUUGGCAGUGCGGCGUGCAAUUGAAGAAGCGAGAAGUAUGGCCAGGAUGCGGGCAGCCUGGAGGAUAUGGGAGUAG